UCUAAGCGACCGGUCACCGGGUUCAUCCAUCCGGACUCAUUCGACUUCUCAAGACGUACUUCACCCUUCUUGCCCUUUAGGACCUUCACCCUGGACCCAGAUUCAUUCUACGCUAUACGUCUCAGCCACUGGAUAAUCCCACCUCUAAAAUGGCUUCCACUCACAUUCACCCACGCCGCCGAGGAGUCCGCUCUGGAUCACCUCAAAUGACUCCACUCAACACCUCAUCCCCAUUCUACAAGUCUGGCACCUUUCACUCUCCAUCCAACGGCUUCUCGGAACUCUGUAACCCCAUUGUGAAUGCGGCAUUCAUGCCAAAGCGAUCGUCUACCUCCGUCGAGAGUCUCGAAGAGCUACUUGAAGACGCUGGUGUUCGACGAGUCACAAAUCUCAUCGAACAAUUUGACCGCACACUAGCAAGUGGGAGCAGUCCCUCAUCAUCUGAAGGAAGCAUUUUGAGUGACCGUGAAGUCCUCCCAGUGCCCAGUUUCGUCCUUGACCACACCAGCAUGGAUGAAGAUAACAUGGACCUUGACGUAAAGCCCGUCCAGACUGAUCACCACCACGCAUCCGAUAGCGGUAUCGGCUCCAGCUUGGACGGAUCCAACAAUGAGGAGAGGACUGGCCUGCGUUCAAGCACUCGUCGAUCCGUUGCGUCCACCACUUCUACGAAUUACUCAGCCGUAACUCGUUCUUUCUCUGCCCUUGGCUCAAAGUCUGCCGCAGAGCGUAGUUUGAGUUCCAGUGCCAUACGCAACAUCAAGGACAAAAUCAUCAAGCCUAUUCUCGCUGAGAACUCUCUGAAAGAUUUCCAUCCACUCAUUGCAGAUGUGCCACAUCGCAUUGGUAGCAAAGACAUCUCCAAUCUUCGUGAUUUAGAGAAGACUCUGAUCUUCUUGGCUCCGGUGAGUACCAUUACUGUUCUUUCCGAAUGUGCAAUAGCUCAUUGCAUUUUUCGCAACUUAAAGGAAUAUUCGGCGUCGCCUGAAUCGUAUCUAUCGUUUUGCGAACGAGCAAUCCAGUGCCUCCAUACGACUGUCGAAUACCUUUGUGAACGCGAACAACGACUACCGACUGAUCGACCGUACACUAACAACUACUUCCUUGAUCUCGUGGAACAGAUUCGCCGAUACGCCUCAAUCAUGGCCGCCACCCGUCGUAAGCAGGAAAGUGGUGAAGACCUCGAUGAAAUGGACUACUCUCCUGAAGAAAAAAUCACGUUGCGUGGUGGCCUUUCUCAUAACGGCCGCCCUGUCGAACUCGUACGCGAGAAGGAUGGCAGAGUCCUCCCUAUUGCCGAGGAGAAUACUGUCGAUGAAGCCUUCGUCGACCAUUUCAACACCGCCAAGCGUUCGCUUGAACAAGACAGUGACAUGGAUGACGACGAGGUGAGACGUUCCAUGGCUCGCCGGCGCAAAUCCGAGAAGCCUGGCGAUGUCAUCCACUCCUGCCCCUCUUGCAGUAAAGAGUUCAAGCGUCCUUGUGACCUCACAAAGCACAUGAAGACACACUCUCGUCCGUUCAAGUGCCCCGAGCCGAAGUGCAAGUACCAUGACCAAGGCUGGCCAACCGAGAAAGAGCGUGACCGUCACGUCAAUGACAAGCACUCUGCGGCUCCGCCUCAGUACAAGUGCCUCUAUGCGGACUGCGCCUACGUAUCCAAGCGUGAGUCUAAUUGCAAGCAACACAUGGAGAAGACUCAUGGCUAUGUUUACGUCCGCUCCAAGAGCAACGGCCGUUCAAAGAAGCCAACGGGUACAGCCCAAGCACCAAGCACUCCACUUACUCCUCUCAUUCCUACACCUGGGUCCGGUGUCGCAUCAUCAUCUAACACUCCGUCCACUGCUUUCGAGCCUUCGCCCGCUCUCCAAACAUUGGAGUAUGGUUAUGGCAGCUACACUCCUGCUAUGAGUGUCAAGGACUAUGAUUAUGGGGCGUAUCGUCGUGACUCAAACACGACUGCCGGUACCUACAUGAGUGGGUCAUCGUCGAACUAUUCUCCUAUGCAGCCGCAGCUUAGCUCCAAUUCCAUUUCGCCUCAGGAACCUACCAUGAACAAUGAUCUGUUCCCUGGUACUGCAUUCGGUAGCUACCACCAACAGCAACCUACUCCUGCGUUAAGUACUGGUUUCGACUUCAACAUGACGUUCAAUCCUGCGGCGUCCUCCAACCAGAUUCCUCACUUAUCUCCGGGUGCUCACAACCUUACUCUGCUGGAUGAGGGCUUUGAAGACGACCUCAAUUUUGGCAAUUUUGGCUGCCCAAAUACCGAUUUUCAACUCUUCGAUAAUACAGCACCAACCGGGGAUAUGGAUACCAACUGGUUCACCGACGAUUUUAGCAACAUGGGAGCUCAGCUCGAGGAUUUCAGCCCUGACAUGACAUUUGAGGACCAUCUUAACAUCUAGAUGGAUACCUACCUCUCAUGACUCAAUGCCCUAUCAUUUCUUUUCUCCUCCACGUUUCAUCGUGUCGAGGUUCCCAUCUGUAUAUUAACAGCGUUUCAGCCAUCUGCGGAUGUUGCAUAUUUCUUUCUGUGAUCGAACCGGUCACAGGUAUCUACACCAUUCCAUCAUG
Messenger RNA from Pseudovirgaria hyperparasitica, 2577 nucleotides. RefSeq lists its product as uncharacterized. The coding region runs from base 150 to 2408 and encodes 752 amino acids. The record is from RefSeq and is a predicted model, not a curated record. The transcript has 4 exons. Gene Ontology annotation, cellular component: nucleus. NCBI's taxonomy places the organism in Eukaryota, Fungi, Ascomycota, Dothideomycetes, Acrospermales, Acrospermaceae. Gene Ontology annotation, biological process: regulation of transcription by RNA polymerase II.